GAAGUAUUCGUCACGCGCGCUCCUUGGAUAGGGUUGUCUUUCGCUCGUCUCUCAGCUUUUGGAUUCUUACACAUCGAAAAACUCCCACUUGGAAUACUCAGUCUAUAAAAAAUCGAACGUUUGCAGCACUCCUAUUCCUGUACACACUCCAUCGCUGCGUAUUCGUCAACUCACUUCUCAACAGUUGAAAAUUGGCAAUAUUAUAUCUUUGAACCGACCAAUCUGCCUCCUGUCAGUGGUUCUUGGGUGUUUAAACUGCCAAACUGCCUUAGCUCUCGUUUCUCUUCGGAGGUCAUUCCCAGGAUACAUCUUUCUUGGUUUUACAUACACAUCUGGAGACUACGGAUAAACUCGUUAAUCAAGAGCAGAGGAGCAAGUAACAAGUGUCUGAAGAAACGGACUCUUUCCUGUCUUAAUGUUUUGAGAAAAUGACUGACUCUUUGACUAACGAUAUUACCCGACCUAUGAUCUGUGGUUUGUGCACGCAUAAGUCUAUGUAUGUUUGCCCUCGUUGUGGAAUCAACUACUGUUCGUUAAACUGUUAUCGUAAUGAAAAGCACAAAAACUGUUCGGAAUCAUUUUAUCGGGACUGUUGUAUUGAAUCUCUACGCUGUACUGUUUCCAGUCAGUCAGAAAAGUCACGUAUGAAAGAAAUACUGAAGCGAGAAUCAAAUGCAUUAUCUGAAGACUCUCACAUCAUGGACCUGAAUUCCCAAGAAAACCAUGAGGAGAUUAGUGACGAAAACGAAGACUCUGGUGAUGAUUUACAGGUUCGUUUUAAAGAUUUAAAUCUAGAUAAUGAAGAUAUAAGCGCUGAUGAAAUCUGGUCUCGAUUAACGCUAAAAGAAAAACGAGAUUUUAACCGAUUCAUCACGUCAAAUAACAUAAUCCAUUUCAUACCAACGUGGACUCCUUGGUGGUUAGAAAAGAAAUCAGUAAUAGUGGAGAUUAAUCAACAAAAUAGUCAAGUUAAUGAAUCACGUGAUCUGCCAGCCUUCAAAUCGCUAAACCAACUCUUACCAUCUGGAAUAUCACCUCAUCAUUCAGUUGGAUUCGUUUUGGCAGAUGUCUUAUUAGGAUAUACAUUUAUCAUGAGGUUUUACAAUGGUGACUGUAUGCAAUUGAUCGAUGAUGCAGGAACUCUUCUAUGUAGUAUAAUUACAUCAUUUGCCCAAUCAAAAUCUAAAACACCAUCACUAUUACCAUCAAAUAAAAGUGAUAUUGAUCCCUCAGAGUAUCAGAAGAAAACAAGAAUAAUUCGACGCAACACAAAUUCUACAAAGCAAAUAUAUAAUUCCAUAGCUGAUAUUCUUGGUGUAUUACAAUAUAAACUUAUGGAAUUAAAUCUACCUUGUCAUCCAUCAAUUAUGAUACUUUUACUUGAAGAUAUUAGUCAUUUACUAGAUAAUAUUGCCUAUUGUACUCGUGCCUUAGAAGAUACUCACAAACUAUUGGUGAAGUUUAGAAAAGUGAUACAUAAAAACUCAGCUAGCAUAACUGAUGAUAUUCAAGUAAGAGCUAGAAAUGCACAUCAUAAACUUGUUUUUCUUCGAUCUUGCCUUGAUCAAAACAAUGAAGUGGCUAGACACUGGCAACUAAUUGUUCUACCAAAACUUUGGAAUCAGAUAUCAAUUGAAUUAGUACAAAGAAUUCAUGAUAUUGAAGAUUUCACUGGUAAUACUAAUCAUCACAAUAAAUCGGCUGGUCCAAAUUGGCGUAAUAUAAUUCGAAAUGGAAAGAAUGAUGACAAGAAAUCUUAUCAUGCACUAAUUGAGUCACUUGAUGUUGACGAUUAAAUGUCAUGCUUUCUACGCAUAAUGUAAAUAAUGUUUGUAUAAAUUUCCAAAGUAUAUUUAUGGAUUUUUGUGGUUAUAAAGAUCAGUAUUACAGAGGUAAGGUUGGCAUUACGUUAGCCAUCACUGAAUUAAUCAGUGUGUACUACAUUGACAGUUUAUUAUUGUGAGGUGAAUGAGAAUUUUAAUUAAAUACAUUACUCUAUAUUGUUCAUUAGUGAUAUGGUUCGAGAUGGAUAUUCCAAUGUUCUAGUGAGAAACCGUUACCUGUGAAAGUCGGAAGUGAAGCGGAUGCCAACUGGAAGACCUUGGUUGAUAGUCGCUCUGUAUCGCGAAUUGACA
Messenger RNA from Heterobilharzia americana, 2135 nucleotides. Lineage: Eukaryota; Metazoa; Platyhelminthes; Trematoda; Strigeidida; Schistosomatidae. The record is from the annotation of a GenBank genome assembly.